AUGGAUCGACGGAUUCAACAGCUACCAAAAGAAAUUCCAAGCGACCCAAACGUGAAGGAGAUGAGUAGAGGUAGUAAACCUUCGGUUCUAAUAAAAGGACAUGAGCAAUCAGUAGAGACGAAGAAAUGGUUCAUUGAUUGGGUGAACUUGAUAAAGUUAGUGAUGAAGCAGCCAGGUACACAGCUUGUUGAAGUGAUUUUAGUGCUUUUGAUCGAAAGGUCCCCUAUCAAAACUAUGGGGAUAUUUUCUGUGACAAGUGUACACAAGGAAGAACUGCUCUUUUUGCAGAUGGCAAUGUUCAACCAGUUCAAGUUUGUGACAGCUGCAUGGAUUGACCACACUUUCCUCCGGUGUCUGAGGGAUUCCAUCGUGGCAGUAAAGGAGGAUUUUGAGAAGGAGAGAGUUUUCUUCGGGAGAGCAAAUAUAAAGUUUUUCAACAAGGUAAAACAAAAGAUAGUGAUGGCUAUUUGGAAAAUCAGCAACAUAGAAGCUGAUGCUUUCGUUGGUGGAUGGAUAAUGUACUUACUCUGGCUAUCCAGAGUGACCAAUGUUACACUGAAUCGUGUAUAUCAAAUGAAACAAAAAGAAAAAAAAGGAUCAACUUCUCAAGCUACCCAUAGUACUGGUGUAUUGGCAGCAAGCACUGUGCUUGAUAUAGUAAAACCACCAUUAUACAUGCGCUGUAUCUCCUUCCGGCAUUCUGUUAAAGAAUUAUCUGGUAUUGGCAGAGUUAAUUCAAUUUCAUUGCCUAUUUUUAGGUUGCAGGUGGGAUCACAGACUUGUUCAUGGUUGAACUAA
Fraxinus pennsylvanica is the source of this 798-nucleotide messenger RNA. Lineage: Eukaryota; Viridiplantae; Streptophyta; Magnoliopsida; Lamiales; Oleaceae. The record is from the annotation of a GenBank genome assembly.